Molecule: messenger RNA, 1982 nt
Organism: Pyrus x bretschneideri (Chinese white pear)
Lineage: Eukaryota; Viridiplantae; Streptophyta; Magnoliopsida; Rosales; Rosaceae
Product: WD repeat-containing protein 76
Biological process (GO): regulation of DNA damage checkpoint
Cellular component (GO): nucleus
Molecular function (GO): protein binding; DNA binding
Source: RefSeq, a predicted model, not a curated record
GAAUCCUCUUCCACUCAUCUUCAAAACAGCCGCCUUACUUAAUGUCAGAACACGUGAGACAUUCUAAUCGCGCAACCCUAACAGAUAUCAUCUCUCGUUUAAAAAGGUUUGGGCCUCUUAAAGGCAUAAUGAUAGACGUGAUGCCGUGAUUGGGCAGCGUGUCAGAUUUGGUGUAAUUUCAUUCCCGCCAGUUUCAUUUCCCGCCAAUAGUCGCGUCAAUUAGCAAAUGACAUACCCCACCUACCCGCUGUGAACGGCCUCUUCUCUCUCCAUCCCUCUCCAGUUUCCUCUCUCCCUCUCUCUGCCUCCAAUCGUUGCAAUACUCUCCAAUGGCGUUUGAGAAGCUCACAGACUACGAGCGCAAGAGGCUCGAGAACAUCCGCCUGAACGACGAAAAGAUGGCCUCCCUCAAACUCCAAUCCAUCAAAGCCCAAGUCUCCGCCUCAACCAAACGCCCAAGGGUUGAGAUCAAAUCGUACAAAGUCAGUCCGAAGAAACAACCCAAAACCCAGACCCCAAUUGUCAUGAGGCGGUCUUUACGCACGCGCGGAUUACCGCCAGAUGCGAACGGCCUAAGCGAUGAGGCUCUCGAAUCCAUGGCCAAAACUAUGAAUUCUUCAAGCCCGUCGAAGGGAUUGCCUUGCUAUAUUGGUCCUCUUAGCAUGAAAGACGCUUACAGAGGAGUGUCAGAUCGAGCUCUAAUCGAAGCAAUUCUGGAUAUUUCGAAGAAGCCCCAAUUGGACGCUUCAGUGAAAGGUGAAGUUAAAGGCGAAAAUGGCAGAUUUGAAGGUGGAAAAGUUGAAAGUUCGUGCUUUUCAAUUAGGAAGGAAGUAAAUGAAGUUAAAAUUGGUGUGAAGAUGGAGCGUUUGAGUAAGGGGAUUGGUGGGUUUACUCGUGGUUUUGUUAAGAAGCAAGGAAAUGAAAUGUGGAGUAGUUUAAAGUUGGAGUCUUUGACUCUAAAACCAGAGAAUGUCGCGAGGGUUGUGCCCGGGAUUAUGAAUGUGAAGUUUUUUCCCUGUACUAGUUCGAAUAUGAUUGCGGUUGGGAAUAAGUUUGGGAAUAUUGGAUUUUGGCAUAUUGAUUCUAAGGAAGAUGAAGAAAGCGGUAUCUAUUUGUAUCGUCCGCAUAAUUGUCCCAUUUCUGGGAUUUUGAUUCAGCAACACAGUAUGUCAAAGAUCUUUACUAGUUGUUAUGAUGGCUAUAUCCGGUUGAUGGAUGCCGAGAAAGAGGUGUUUGAUCUAGUAUAUUCCAGUGAGGACACUAUAUACUCUAUGUCCCAACAGUCGAAAGAUCCCAACUGCUUAUAUUUUGCUGAGGGCCACGGUGGUUUAAGCGUCUGGGAUCAGAGAACGGGAAACUUGUCAAACCAGUGGUCUUUGCACGAAGACAGAAUCAAUAGCGUUGACUUUAGCUCAGCAAACCCUAACCUCAUGGCCACUAGUUCCACAGAUGGAACUGCCUGCAUUUGGGAUCUGAGAAGAAUCGUUGCAGAUAAAACUUUACAAACAAUUAGCCACAAUAGGGCUGUGCAUUCUGCUUACUUCUCGCCUUCUGGAAGCUUUCUCGCAACGACAAGUAUUGACGACACAGUUGGUAUAUCAAGCGGGGUUAAUUUUGAGAACACAUCAAUGAUAUACCAUAAUAAUAAAACCAGCAGAUGGAUUUCUAAGUUCAGGGCAAUAUGGGGGUGGGACGACGCCUACGUCUUCAUUGGCAACGUGAAAAGAGGAGUAGAUGUGAUCUCCCCAGUUGAAAGAAGAACAGUGCUCACUUUAGAGAGCCCGCACAUGACUGCGAUUCCAUGUCGAUUUGAUGCUCACCCUUACAAUGUUGGGAUGCUAGCAGGAUCCACUGCUGGAGGCCAAGUUUAUGUAUGGACAUUGGGAUAGGAAAUUCAGCUUCUCUACUUGCAUGUAGUUAGUGAAAACAUGACAAGUUUUGUACCUUGAACUUUAAUUUAGUGAAAUUGUUGUUGCGUGGCA